AUGAUCACACGUUUCGUUCGGUCCGUUCUGCUUGUGUCCAUAAUUCAGGUUACAAAUUGUGUUUGUAAACCCCAAUUUACCGGCGAGACCUGUUCAGAACUGGCAGAUGCAUGCAAAAAACGCAUUCAACAUCCGCACUUACCUAACGGUGGUUUACUUGCCAGUGGUAAUACGGCAUGUAAUGUGAAUUACGAGGGUAAUUCGUGCCAAUCGUUCAUCACGGCCGAAGGUGAUUUGUACUAUCGUUGUCGAUGCAAUCGUCACACGUGGAUACCCAAUCCCCAAUUACGUUAUGACAAUUGUUUGAAACGACGAACCAUGUGCGAUUCGGUGAUUUGUGUUUACGGUAAAUGUGUGACCACUGUUCGCGGUUUUCAGCCGAAUUGUAUCUGUGCCCCGGGCUAUGCGGGCAAAGCAUGCACUGAAUGGGUCGGCGAAUGGACAGAAUGGUCCCCAUGGGAUCUAUGUCGUCCACUCUGUGGCGAUGUCCGUAUGACUGUACGUUCACGUGACUGUCUGUCCAUGCGUGAAGAUGCUCCGGUGAAAAAAGAGUGCCGCGGAGCGGCGAUCGAAUAUGCGCGUUGCGCGGAACAUCCGUGCGCACGCACAGAAGGUACUUAUGUCUCCAGCUAUUUUGCUAUUCGGCAGAAUGCAAUCGCGGCCACUGUGUCCACGGCUGCGAUUGCCUGUGCCACAAUUUCCACAAUUUGGAUCAUAUUCUGCUGGAGCAAUUUGAGCCAAACUGUGCGUAUUUUCAUUCUCGGAUUCCAAGCACGUUUACGUCAAUGA
Molecule: messenger RNA, 789 nt
Organism: Echinostoma caproni
Lineage: Eukaryota; Metazoa; Platyhelminthes; Trematoda; Plagiorchiida; Echinostomatidae
Source: the annotation of a GenBank genome assembly